Messenger RNA from Leptopilina boulardi, 1824 nucleotides. It is a transcript of the gene Syx5, whose product is annotated as syntaxin-5. Gene Ontology annotation, biological process: intracellular protein transport; endoplasmic reticulum to Golgi vesicle-mediated transport; vesicle fusion. Lineage: Eukaryota; Metazoa; Arthropoda; Insecta; Hymenoptera; Figitidae. The transcript has 5 exons. The record is from RefSeq and is a predicted model, not a curated record. Gene Ontology annotation, molecular function: SNARE binding; SNAP receptor activity. Gene Ontology annotation, cellular component: endomembrane system; SNARE complex; Golgi membrane. The coding region runs from base 202 to 1344 and encodes 380 amino acids.
AAGUGGGAGAGAGAAAAGAGAUAGUUAAAUUACGUUUUUUUUUAUCUGUCAUGUGGACGUGUCUCCCCCCCCCUCUCAAACGUAAUUGUGUUUCAAUCUGUGAACAGUGUAUGAGCAAAUUAUAGACAGUGAUAAAAAAAAGAUUCAAAUUUCUGCAAUUGCAGAAAAGAAAAAAUUAUAGUGACAUAUCGCGAGGAUGCAAUGCCAGCACGUCGUCGUCGUGGACCAUCAGAGUUAGGGGAUGACCUUGUAAUUAAAACCACCCCAUUUGGUAAUCAACAGCAGCCCGCCUUUUCAUUUCAAUCGACAAAUCAACAUUACAAUGAGAAGCCAACUUUUGAAAAAAUAGAAGAAGAUUUAUUGAAACAACGAUUAUUAACAACUGCAGCAGCAACAACAACAAUUACAAUGACAGCUCGCGAUCGUACCAAUGAAUUUGCCAAUGCCAUCCGGAGUAUACAAAGUAGAACAGUGGCAAGAGCUGCUGUCAGUCGUACACCACGACAUGCAAAACAAAUUCAAAGUUAUUCUGAAUUUAUGAUGACAGCAAAAAAUAUUGGCAAAAAUAUUGCCAGUACAUAUUCAAAACUUGAAAAACUCGCUAUGUUGGCAAAGCGAAAGUCAAUUUUCGAUGAUAGACAAAUGGAAAUUGAAGAACUUACAACUAUUAUAAAAAUGGACUUGAACAGUUUAAAUAAACAAAUAGCAAAACUUCAAGAUUUAGGGAGACAACAGCGUGAAGUUUUUGGAUCAUCUAAGAAAAACCACAUUGCCUCACAUUCCUCUUCAGUUGUUGUUAAUUUACAAUCUAAAUUAGCUAAUAUGUCGACUACUUUCAAGAAUGUCCUCGAAGUUCGAUCAGAGAAAAUGAGAGAGGAGCAAAAUAGAAGGGAACAAUUUACACAGGGACAUGUUUCUACUAUGCUCCCGCCAAGUAUUGUUUCUGGUAAACAAGGUUCCUUGUUACUUCAGGAACAAGAUUCCAGUGCUUCCGUUAGUAUAGAUCUUGAACCAGCAAUGAAUCAACAGCUUUCAAUCCAAAGAAAUGCUUACGAUCAUACAGAUUCGUAUGUUCAGGCUCGAGCUGAAACUAUGCAAAAUAUUGAAUCAACGAUAGUUGAAUUGGGAGGAAUUUUUCAACAAUUAGCUCAUAUGGUAAAAGAACAAGAAGAAAUGGUUGAAAGGAUAGACAGUAAUAUAGAACACACGGAAUUGAAUGUUGAAGCCGCUCAUGCCGAAAUUUUGAAAUAUUUUCAAUCAGUAACUGGCAAUCGUUGGCUAAUGAUUAAAAUUUUUGCAGUCUUAAUAUUUUUCUUUAUAUUCUUUGUUGUAUUCUUAGCUUAGAAUAUUCCAGGGGAAAAAGUAUACAUAUACAUAUAUACAUAUAUAAAUAAUAAUAUUUGUUUAUAUUAUUCACUCUUUUAUCGCUGCACGACAAUUUUAUUUUCAUUGAGAAAAUGUAAUUGUGGUUUAAAAAAAAAAAACAUGAUGAGUGAUUUUAUAUUUAAAAAAGAAAAUGCAAUUGCCACGAAUUUUUAUUAUAAAUAUUGUAAUAUUUGUAUUGCAUUCCUUUAUUAUAUUAUUGUCACAUAAUUGAAAUCGAUUCGAUUUACUGCGCCGACUUUGUACAAUAAUUAUAUUUUAAUUUAAAAGCAUUUUUGUGCGCAGAAAAGCGAAUCAUAGAAAAAAAAUUAUAACGAUGCCGGCAUUUUUUUUUCUUUCUUUCUUUCUCUCUCUAAAAGAGGUGAAAAGAGAAGAAAAAAGUAAUUUGUAAAAAAAUGCAGAUAAUAAAUAUAUAUAUAAUUUUUAAAUUAUACUAAAGAA